Molecule: messenger RNA, 1872 nt
Organism: Amoebophrya sp. A25
Lineage: Eukaryota; Dinophyceae; Syndiniales; Amoebophryaceae
Source: the annotation of a GenBank genome assembly
AUGGAACUCUUCAUAGCCGAAAUGGAUAAGGCGAGAGCAAGAGAUGGCGGCGCUCCUCUUGCCUCGUGUCAGAGCAUCCUACCUGUUAGUACCAAUAGUGGUUCAUCAGAGUCUUCUUCUUCCAUUGGAAAGAGGGCGGCCGAGGGGCGUGCAUUGGAUACGUCGGGUUCCGCGAGUCAGUUGUUGAAGAGGUCCUUUCGGCCGGUAUUAGUGCAGAAGUCAGAUGGGAAGUUGGUUUUGAAGAAGAAGAAAGUUGAGUUUGUUUCUGGGAAUGGGUUGCUAUCUGAAGAAGGUGCGAAGGAGGUAGGGUUACCAAGUUUAGAUGUUUCAACAGAAAACGCAGCAUUUCUUGAUAGUGAGAAGCUUCUUAAUACCUUGCGAAGCAUCAUUUCAACGCGCAAGGCUCCCGUCUUGUCGUUCGAUUUGACUGUGAAGCAGAAGCUGGCCACCUUAAAUUCCGCUGGGCCUCAUGUUGCUAGGCAGAUAAUCGCCAAAAAUAUGUUACACAUUAGGGGGGAAGCAAUAAGAGAAUCAACGUGGACGAAUUAUAUCAGUCAUUUUUCGAGUUAUUUAGAAUAUUGUAAUGCUAUUCGAGAGCGUCCUUUUCCUUACAAGGCAGGCAAAUGCGAGGGUUUUCUAGCAUUACAUAAAAACGAUUCUAGUGUCACGACAGCAAAGGCAGCUUUGAAGAAGGUGGGUCUUGUUUUUAACAUGGAAUUUCCUGCCACUUCUCAGAUAACUGCAAUUAUUAGGGGCAUUCGUUCGAAGAAGGCACCGAUACGACGGCGGGACCCUGUGUCCCCCGUUUUCCUUAACAAGUUGCUCUCUGAUACUACUAUCUGUCCUGAUGUGCGCACGUUGUUCGUCGUGACGUGGAUUUUCUUGCUGCGAAUGCAGAACGAGGCGCUGCCCCUUGUCAAACUUUCGUCUCCCGAGGCGAAAGACCCUCGGUUGAGAUUGAAAGGGCAUAGUGCAGUUUGGGCCGACUCCUCCACUAGGGAGGUAACUAUUCGCCUAGCUACUCGCAAGAAUAAAGUCACAGAAGGUGACACAAUCAUCCGCGGUUGCACGUGCAACGACAGGCCUAGUCGGGCCUUGACCCUCUCCGGUAGGGAGAAGCGUAAUGUCAGCACCAAGGUUUUAGCUUCGUGGCCCAUCGACGGUUGCCCUUUUUGUAUUUGGUGGAAGAAGUGGGUCGAACCUUUGGAUGAAGGGGAGAAAGUUUUUUUUGGGUGUUCUUACAAGGAGGCUUUGUCUGAGGUUCAGACGGCGGCCGAGCGGUAUAAUGAGAAGGGGGAUUUUGCCACACAGUCAUUUCGACGUGGAGGUGCCACGACGUUAGCAAUGUGUGGCGGGUCUCACGCUGAGACUUUGAAGGCAGGUAGUUGGUCUCAGAAGAGCGCGAGUUGGCGUAGAUAUGUCUCCGAGGAGCGUUUAGAGGUAGAAGCGCUAAAAAAGGCUUCCGUCGAGCUUAAUGUUCACAUCGAUUCUGAUGAAGAGGAUAUUCCGUUUAGUGAUGAAGACUUGGACGCCAUUCAAGGCGAUGACGAACAAGAUGAUGAAUAGGUUUUUGCCGGUGGUUCCUCUGUUAGGAAUGUUAGACAAUUACCUUUAGUCUCGUACGAGGGUAAUCGGAAGAUCUAGACUUCUUGGGUUUUCUUCAAAAGCUGUCAACUGUCGCUGAUCUCGAGGAGUUCGAAUCUCUUACUCGGAAGUAAGGUCCAUCCAGCUAAGACUGUCGAAGCAAGGACCUGUUUCGUGCCGGUGUCUCACACGCGUGGUAGCGCGGCUUUCUGGUGUUCCAUUCAUUUCAGGACUCAUCACGUUACCAGGAGCUGUUCUACUUCACAGAGACGUCGCGCGAUCGCGCAU